ACCUUUUCAGGGGAAGAGGGCUGGUGACCUCUGACCCUUUCUGACCUGGGGGGAGCUGGUGCCCUCUGGCACGUGCCCUCCCCACUCACUUCUCCAAGGCCACAUGGGGGGGAGGGAGUUUGUGCUGCCUGAGCCCUGCCCCACUAGCUGUGGGAUGGGUGGGUGGGGCAGCCCUGAGAAAGCUCCUGCCCCCUCUCUCUUACUACACAAGGUGAAGAGGAAAUCUGGGCUGUGUAUGGCCGGCUAAUACCUUCUGCUUCUCCUUCCCAGCCAGCAUGCCAUAGAGUGCCCCCCCCCCCCCCGCCACCCUCCCGCUGACUAGGGGUCAGUGCAGCUCGGCCUUUUGGACACCUGACUCUGAAGCACACUGGCCACCCAGCCCUUUGACUGCAUGUGAGAAAUGGCAAAUGCCGAAGUGAGUGUCCCUGUGGGGGAUGUGGUGGUUGUACCAAGCGAAGGAAAUGAAGGGGAGAACCCGGAAGAUACCAAAACCCAAGUGAUACUACAGCUACAGCCAGUGCAGCAAGGUUUGUUUAUCGAUGGACACUUUUACAACAGGAUUUACGAAGAGGGCUCUGAGACCAGUGCCGCUGUGGUGGCUGUAGAAACACAUACCAUACACAAACUAGAAGAAGGGAUUGACCCCAGCACCAUUGAAACCAACGAGGAAAUUGAGAUUGCCUACCCCAUCACCUGUGGGGAGAGCAAAGCCAUUCUCCUCUGGAAGAAGUUUGUCUGUCCAGGAAUUAACGUCAAGUGUGUCAAGUUUAAUGACCAGUUGAUCAGCCCUAAGCACUUUGUUCAUUUGGCUGGCAAGUCUACCCUGAAGGACUGGAAGAGAGCCAUUCGCCUUGGAGGAAUCAUGUUGAGGAAGAUGAUGGACUCUGGGCAAAUCGACUUCUACCAGCACGACAAGGUUUGCACCAACACCUGUCGAAGCACCAAAUUUGAUCUCCUGAUCAGCAGUGCCAGAGCACCGGUGCCAGGGCAACAGACAAGUGUGGUGCAGACGCCCACAUCAGCUGAUGGGAGCAUCACCCAAAUUGCAUUGUCCGAGGAGAGCAUGGAGGAAGGGAUUGAAUGGAACUCUGCUCUGACAGCUGCUGUCACCAUGGCCACUGAGGAGGGCAUCAAGAAGGACACAGAGGAGAUUUCGGAGGACACGCUGAUGUUCUGGAAAGGAAUAGCCGACGUGGGGCUGAUGGAAGAGGUCGUCUGCAACAUCCAGAAAGAGAUAGAAGAGGUGCUGAAAGGUGUCCAGCAGAGGCUCGGCCAGUCUCCCUUCCAGAUCACAGAUGCUGCAGUCCUGAAUAAUGUGGCCCACACUUUUGGCUUGAUGGACACAGUCAAGAAAGUUUUGGACAACAGGAAAAGCCAAACGGAGCAGGGAGAAGAGCAGUUUCUUUAUACUUUAGCAGACCUGGAACGCCAGCUGGAGGAGCAGAAGAAGCUCGCCAGGGAUCAGAAGAUAAAGUCUCAGACGAUCCAGAACGUAGUGCUGAUGCCGGUCAGUGCUCCAAAACCCCCUAAGAGACCUCGUCUGCAGCGCCCGGCCUCAGCCACAGUCUUGAGUCCCUCCACCCCCGUCCAGCAGCCUCAGUUCACAGUCAUCUCACCCAUUGCCAUUGCCCCUAUGGGACAGCAAUUCUCAGUGGGCAACAUUCCGGUGGCAACCAUCAGCCAGGGAUCCAGCCCAGUGACUCUUCACACCUUGCCAUCCUCACAGCUCUUCCGAUAUGCCACCGUGGUGUCUUCCUCCAAGUCCAGUUCAUCUGACACUGUAACCCUUCAUCCGUCCUCGAGCUUGGCCCUGCUGAGCUCAGCUGCUAUGCAGGACAGCGGUGGCCUGGCUAACGUGGCCACAGUGGUGAACCCUGUGGAACUGGUGGCCAUGGAGUCUGGCCUGACCUCUACCAUCCAAGCUGUUGAGGGCACCUCAGAAGAUGGACAGACCAUCAUAGAGAUAGACCCAGCACCAGAUCCUGAAGCAGAGACUGAGGAAUCAGAGGGCAAAGCUGUGAUUCUGGAAACUGAGCUGAGGACAGAGGAGAAAGUGAUGGCAGAGGUUGAGGACCAUCAGCACCAGUCCAAAAACGGAAAAAGCUGGAGAAACACGGAGAGGCCCAAGAAAAGGCUCCAUCUCUGUGGAGUGAUGGACAAAAUCAACCAUUUCUGCAGGGAGGAAGGAGGAGUGAUUCUGCAGACCGGAAGAGGAGAGCACCUCUCCUUCCUGAGCGUGCACAGUGAUACAGUCCAUAUUCUUGUUUGUGCCCAGGCCUGGUCAUUGCUAGGACUAUUUUAUUUGAGAGAGACUCUCUGGCCAGUCACUGGAGCACUGAUCUUACUGCUGGAAGGGGUUGAUUAUUGCUUUGGGGGAAACAGGUACCUCAUUUUUAUUUUUUCCCAGGGAAGAGAAUUCUGUCCAACUCCUCAUUAUCAACUAUGCUGGUAUUUUGCUUUUGGCAAGGAAGCAGCAACCCUGACUGUAGUGUUCAUUGUCCCCUUUCCCACACCCUGUGGUUUUUUUUGUUUUGUUUUGUUUUGUUUUUUGCUUUGCUCUCCCUUCCCCUUUCCAGAUCUGCUGGCUGCUAAAGUGCUUAAGCUGCUUUUGGGUUCUGUCACCCAAAUCCUGCUUCUUCCCUUCCUGGUCUUCUCCCUCCCAGGCCUUGUAAGUUUCUUUGCCACAGGACACUGUUACAAGACACUGCUCGCUUCAGCCUGGUGCAUAAAGGAGAAGAAUCAAUGCACUGGUAAAAACACAGCCCUCCCUUUAGCAUAGCGCUGACCUCCUGGAUAUAUAAAGCGUGUGUUGUGCUGUUGCUUCCUGGGAGAGCUGGACUCCACGGGGCAGGAGCCCCAUCUGUUUAUGCUGCACGCUGGAAACUGUACUUGCUAGUUGCUACAUGUUGGUGUGUGAGUUAUUUUCUUAUUUCCCCUUAAUCUAUUUGCAGGAUUAGAACAGGCAUAUUAUUUUAGCGUUGUGACUGCCUCAGCAUUCCCCCCCAGCCACUUCUUUAGUGGGGGGGGCUCUUUUGUUUCUUUGUGGGGCGAGGAAGGCAAGGAGGGAAUCUAUUUUUAGUUCAACUGUUGAAUUGUGGGGAAUUGGGAGGGCUGGGGGAAAUCUGCUUGGUUGAAAUAUAUUAAGCAAAACAGUAACAACAGAAAUAGACCCGGAGUGGGGGGAGGAGGUGGUGUGUGGUUAUUUUAUUUAAAAAAAAAUUUUCUUUUGCAUUAAAAGGAAAAAUUUAAAAGCAUCUAGAUUAUUAAUGGGAAGGACGACCGGUGAAUUUGUUGUUUGUAUUUUAAUAGCACCUCAGUCCAGAUUGGGGCCCUGUUUUGCCAGGCACUGCGCCUGCACAUAGGAAAUAGUCCAUGAAUAUAGCACUUACACUGUAAACAAAGGAAGGGAGAAAGGAAAUAUUAUUUAUUAAGAGACAGACAUUAAAGGCCUGAUUUUCCACUCAACUGUAGCUUGUCAGUGGGUAAAGGGGGUGUGUGAUACUACCAUUCUGGGUUGGUAGCAUUUUAUAUCCACUUUGCAUGGAUAUAAAUAACGCAAGGUGCAAGGCAGGGAGAAUGGGCCCUUUGACUUGCCCCUAUCUGCACAGGUGUUCUUAGGCAGAGCUGGUAAUUGAACCAGGGCUUUGAGCGGAUCCCGGAGCUGGAGCGCGGAGCAGCUCUGGAGCAGUGGAGCUGCAGGUUUUUGCCUGGAGCUGGGGCGGAACCGGAGCACAGCUCCAAAGCCCUGAAUUGAACCCACAUCUCUUGAGUCCCAGACCACAGCUUUAACCACCAGAUCAUCUUGUCACAGUUUCAGGGUUAACCCCAGACCUCUGCCUCUUGGGUCUUAAAGGUUUCAGGCUUCCCAGCUAUUACCUCUCUCGGGCAGAGAUCCAGUCUCUCUUCCUCCAUAUCUGGGGGUUUAGACUUGAAGUCGGUCUGCACUUCUGUGUGUUUUUCCCAGCAGUAGUGCUGACCAGUAUCCAGCGCCCGUGAUUAAUCUUUCCCCAGGGGCUACAACAGUGUAUACCAGUUAAUAGCCAGCCUUCACAAAACCAAAUACAUUUAUUCUGAGGGAGAAAGAAUUGCAGAGAAAACAGAUAAAAAAGCCCAAAAGUUCCUGACCACAUGCUAAAAUCUCACCAGAGCUCAUCGCUCCAUUUAUUGGGCUCUAGCAAGCCAAAGUCCUUCCAAUCCUUCUGCAAGAAGAUAGAAUCAUAGAAUAUCAGGGUUGGAAGGGACCUCAGGAGGUCAUCUAGUCAAC
Gopherus evgoodei (Goodes thornscrub tortoise) is the source of this 4264-nucleotide messenger RNA. RefSeq names its product glucocorticoid modulatory element binding protein 1 (gene GMEB1). Gene Ontology annotation, cellular component: nucleus. The coding region runs from base 401 to 2779 and encodes 792 amino acids. NCBI's taxonomy places the organism in Eukaryota, Metazoa, Chordata, Testudines, Testudinidae. The record is from RefSeq and is a predicted model, not a curated record. Gene Ontology annotation, biological process: positive regulation of transcription by RNA polymerase II. The transcript is spliced from 11 exons. Gene Ontology annotation, molecular function: DNA-binding transcription activator activity, RNA polymerase II-specific; RNA polymerase II cis-regulatory region sequence-specific DNA binding.